Messenger RNA from Acanthoscelides obtectus, 927 nucleotides. NCBI's taxonomy places the organism in Eukaryota, Metazoa, Arthropoda, Insecta, Coleoptera, Chrysomelidae. The record is from the annotation of a GenBank genome assembly.
GCCAUCAGAUACUAAAUUAAUGAAAAAAUUUUUGGGAAUUAAGAAAAAAGAUGAUGCAGUUCGGCCAUUAUCUCCACAACCAGGUCCAAGCAAACCGUCUGCUUCAGUUCAAGAAGAAUCAGAGGAAACGAGACCGAGUACAACAAAUGAAUUACACUCCACUUCUGAUUCUGAUAAUUCAGUAUCCAGCAAGAUCCAGAAAAUCAACCAACCUCAAAAGAAAAAAUAUAUUCCCAAAAAUACAAGGCUGAGUGGGAGCAGCAUGAAAAUUUUAAGAACUGGGUGCAUCAAGUUCCUGUGGAAGCUAUUUUUUUCACUGCAAGGUUUGCAAUUAUGAUUAUUUAUGCGGCAUAGGAGCUUUAAAAAAAGUUAUUCAAAAAAGCAUAUAAAAAAUUUAACUAUUAUGGUUAAGCAGCCAACUUGGUCAAAAAUAGUAUAUGAAAUUUCUUCUGAUAAUACAGUAAAACAAAAUGAAAUUAAAAUUGCAGCUUUUAUUGCAGAGCAUAAUAUCGCAAUAAAUGUGUUAGAUCAUCUUAGCGAACUUAUAAAAUCUAUUUGUUUGUCUGGAAUAGAGAGUAGCCAAGCGAAAAAUGUCUGUAGACCGAACUAAAUGUACGGCAAUCAUAAACAAUGUAUUAGGGAAAAUAAGUUUUGAAAAUCUUAUUAGUGACUUAAAUUGCCAUAAAUUUUCAUUAUUAGUUGACGAAUCGACAGAUUUCACGUCCGAAAAACAUUUAGCAAUUGUUGUCCGGUACAAUAAAAAUUUUAAUAUAAAGGAUCAUUUUAUCGACCUUAUUUUAGUUAAAGACGCUUCAGCCCAAAAUUUAUACAACGUCGUUAUAAGUUUUUUUUUUCGAAAAUAAAAUACCAUACAAAGAUAAUUUAGUAGGUUUUGCAGCAGAUGGGGCAAAUGCUAUGAUGGGAGCU